AUGAAAUUUUCAGGAAAUGAAGGCAUAGCAAUCGAUGAAGAAGCUAUAGUCAACGAGCUGAUGACCAACUGUGAGCAUGACGAGACAGCGAGCAACCAAUGCGGGUGCAAGAUCCCGUUACUAAAUCAGCGACAAAGCCCGAUGGUGAUGAGCAUCGGCCCCUACCACUACGAUCCGCUCAGCUCGAUGGAGCAGCAGAAGAAGGCGACCCUCCACGAGGUGCUCCAGGUGGAGGACGGACAGAAGCCUGCCGUGCUGAAAAGUUUACUGUGCGCGGUCAGCUCCGUCGAGAAGGAAGCGAGGGAGCAUUACCUGGACCGCGCCCAUGACAUGAGCAGUGAGGAGUUUGUGCAGAUGCUGCUGCUCGACGGCGGCUACAUACUCGCCAAGUUCGUGCUCCCUCACUGCUGCGCCGGCUCGGCGCCGGCGGCGAGCCAGACCGGGAGCGCGAUGCACGAUAUGGAAUUGGUGCGCGACAUCUUCUACCUACUCGAUAACCAGAUACCAUUCUGUGUCCUCAAGAAGAUCCACAAGGUGCUCCAUGGUGACAGCAGCAUGCCGUCCAGUGUGGUCGCUGACACCUUGUUCACCAACGUCCGGCGACUGCUCCAACAUUUCGGCUACUCUAUUCGCAACGACACGCUCGUCGAUCCCUGGCACCUGCAUCACCUGCUGUACAUGCACUUUCAGCCCCACAACGACGGCAGCAUCAGUAGUAGUGUUGCGCAGGUCCACAGCGGCCGGAAAUCUAAAGCCAUCACGUACCGCUGGCACGCGGCGACCUACUACCAUGCCGCCGGAGUGAUCUUCAGGAAGCGGCACCUCGACCACGGCGCCAGCGAGAAGUGGUGGUGCUGGUUCAUUGACGGCGGCGCCCGGUCCAUUCUGGACGUGAGGUUCGAUGGCCUGACGCUGCGCAUCCCGUCUCUUCUGGUGGACAACAACACGUACACCGUCCUGCGAAACCUGAUGAUGCUGGAGCAGCACAACCCGGAUAAACUCGGCAGCCACGUCACUGCCUACUGCAUCUUCCUGUCGCAGAUCGCCGGCACGGCGAGCGACGUCGCGCUCCUCGUGAGGAUGGGUAUCAUCGUGCACCUCAUGCCCAACGAUAUCGAUGUCGCCAACAUGCUGGCCAGCCUGUGCAGCGGUAUCACCAUCGACUUGGACGAGCCCAAACACAACUACCUGCACAACGCAAGGAAGGACCUGGAGCGAAUGUCCAAGAAACGCACGACUAGGUGCAUGGCGCUGCUGCGUCGCAACCCUAUGCUGAUGGCCGCCAUUUAUGCUGUCGCGGUUGGGUUAGCCUGCCUACUUCUCCUGGCCAUCUAUACCUUGAAGAGCUACUAUCGUAACGGAGGCGACGCAUGA
Messenger RNA from Oryza brachyantha (malo sina), 1374 nucleotides. RefSeq lists its product as uncharacterized. The transcript has 2 exons. NCBI's taxonomy places the organism in Eukaryota, Viridiplantae, Streptophyta, Magnoliopsida, Poales, Poaceae. The record is from RefSeq and is a predicted model, not a curated record. Bases 1 to 1374 code for a protein of 457 amino acids.